Batrachochytrium dendrobatidis JAM81 is the source of this 1038-nucleotide messenger RNA. RefSeq lists its product as uncharacterized. NCBI's taxonomy places the organism in Eukaryota, Fungi, Chytridiomycota, Chytridiomycetes, Rhizophydiales. Gene Ontology annotation, molecular function: protein binding. Bases 1 to 1038 code for a protein of 345 amino acids. The record is from RefSeq and is a predicted model, not a curated record. The transcript is spliced from 8 exons.
AUGACAACAUCUAUUCACAUCAACCCGCUGUCAAACUCAAAAGGUGUCAAACUUGUGUGUGAGCUCUGCGCCAAACCUGCCGAUGAGGAUCACCAGAAUAUUGAUGCGCGUGGAAUUCAUGAUAAAAUAUGCCAGCUUCUGAUUCCGUUGCGUACACCUAUAACUGUCCUGGGAUCUGAGGAAGAGCGAGAACAUAGAGAAAAGCAAACUCGAUCUCGUCAACUGCAUCUAGUUCAAAUAACAAAGCUAGAGGCCCACAAGUUACUCUUUGAAGGCCAGUAUGAUCUGGCAAUUCCUGCUGCACUCCAGGCUCUUCGAUUUUCUAUGAGCGUAUCGAGCCCCAACAGCAUAAACCUUGUGCCGUCAUAUCUAUUAUUGGGAGAAGCUAGCAUUGGAUUGAAACAGUAUAAGCAGGCAGAAGACUACCUUUCUCUGGCAAAAUGGGCAAUUCUCAAAGCCGAUGAAUGUGAAAAUACAAUCCGGUCGCAACUUCAUCGCAAUUUUGGAUUGUUAUAUACCUCUCAGGGUCAAUACGAAAAGGCUUUAGAUCAGCUAGCUCUAGAUGUAAAUGAUGGGGUUGAUAAAAUUUACUAUAUUUCAUUGGCGAAAACCCCAGAAGAUAUUGCUGUUACUGGAGGAUAUUUUCAACUUGGGACUGUAUUUCAUCAUCAGGAUCGCAUUGAUCACGCAGCAGCAGUGUUUGAUAAAGUAGUUUCCAUUUGGAAACAGGUGUUGAAAACUCCUGAUAUGAAAUUAGAUGCGGCACAGAUGGCCGAAGCAGUGCAAAUGCUGUCAUCUAUUCAUGCUUUCCGAUCAAGCUACAUGGGUUCGCCCAUCAUGGCAGCUGAGGUGUUGUAUACACUGGCGCAGGUGUACCAUGCAUCUUUAAAAAUGGAUAAAGCCAAAGAAUUUGCUACCAAGGCGUUGGAUUCAUUUGAAGCAGUACUUGGACGUGAGCAUUUACUAUCAAUCGAAGUACGCACCUACCUCGGCAGUCUUUCUGUUGAUGCAAUCAACGAUUACAAAGUCAAAGUAUGA